This is a messenger RNA of Schistocerca cancellata (South American locust), 2118 nucleotides long. Its product is annotated as trichohyalin-like. Bases 1 to 2118 code for a protein of 705 amino acids. The transcript has a single exon. Lineage: Eukaryota; Metazoa; Arthropoda; Insecta; Orthoptera; Acrididae. The record is from RefSeq and is a predicted model, not a curated record.
AUGAGACGAAGGCAAGGAGACGAAGGCAAGGAGACGAAGGCAAGGAGACGAAGGCAAGGAGACGAAGGCAAGGAGACGAAGGCAAGGAGACGAAGGCAAGGAGACGAAGGCAAGGAGACGAAGGCAAGGAGACGAAGGCAAGGAGACGAAGGCAAGGAGACGAAGGCAAGGAGACGAAGGCAAGGAGACGAAGGCAAGGAGACGAAGGCAAGGAGACGAAGGCAAGGAGACGAAGGCAAGGAGACGAAGGCAAGGAGACGAAGGCAAGGAGACGAAGGCAAGGAGACGAAGGCAAGGAGACGAAGGCAAGGAGACGAAGGCAAGGAGACGAAGGCAAGGAGACGAAGGCAAGGAGACGAAGGCAAGGAGACGAAGGCAAGGAGACGAAGGCAAGGAGACGAAGGCAAGGAGACGAAGGCAAGGAGACGAAGGCAAGGAGACGAAGGCAAGGAGACGAAGGCAAGGAGACGAAGGCAAGGAGACGAAGGCAAGGAGACGAAGGCAAGGAGACGAAGGCAAGGAGACGAAGGCAAGGAGACGAAGGCAAGGAGACGAAGGCAAGGAGACGAAGGCAAGGAGACGAAGGCAAGGAGACGAAGGCAAGGAGACGAAGGCAAGGAGACGAAGGCAAGGAGACGAAGGCAAGGAGACGAAGGCAAGGAGACGAAGGCAAGGAGACGAAGGCAAGGAGACGAAGGCAAGGAGACGAAGGCAAGGAGACGAAGGCAAGGAGACGAAGGCAAGGAGACGAAGGCAAGGAGACGAAGGCAAGGAGACGAAGGCAAGGAGACGAAGGCAAGGAGACGAAGGCAAGGAGACGAAGGCAAGGAGACGAAGGCAAGGAGACGAAGGCAAGGAGACGAAGGCAAGGAGACGAAGGCAAGGAGACGAAGGCAAGGAGACGAAGGCAAGGAGACGAAGGCAAGGAGACGAAGGCAAGGAGACGAAGGCAAGGAGACGAAGGCAAGGAGACGAAGGCAAGGAGACGAAGGCAAGGAGACGAAGGCAAGGAGACGAAGGCAAGGAGACGAAGGCAAGGAGACGAAGGCAAGGAGACGAAGGCAAGGAGACGAAGGCAAGGAGACGAAGGCAAGGAGACGAAGGCAAGGAGACGAAGGCAAGGAGACGAAGGCAAGGAGACGAAGGCAAGGAGACGAAGGCAAGGAGACGAAGGCAAGGAGACGAAGGCAAGGAGACGAAGGCAAGGAGACGAAGGCAAGGAGACGAAGGCAAGGAGACGAAGGCAAGGAGACGAAGGCAAGGAGACGAAGGCAAGGAGACGAAGGCAAGGAGACGAAGGCAAGGAGACGAAGGCAAGGAGACGAAGGCAAGGAGACGAAGGCAAGGAGACGAAGGCAAGGAGACGAAGGCAAGGAGACGAAGGCAAGGAGACGAAGGCAAGGAGACGAAGGCAAGGAGACGAAGGCAAGGAGACGAAGGCAAGGAGACGAAGGCAAGGAGACGAAGGCAAGGAGACGAAGGCAAGGAGACGAAGGCAAGGAGACGAAGGCAAGGAGACGAAGGCAAGGAGACGAAGGCAAGGAGACGAAGGCAAGGAGACGAAGGCAAGGAGACGAAGGCAAGGAGACGAAGGCAAGGAGACGAAGGCAAGGAGACGAAGGCAAGGAGACGAAGGCAAGGAGACGAAGGCAAGGAGACGAAGGCAAGGAGACGAAGGCAAGGAGACGAAGGCAAGGAGACGAAGGCAAGGAGACGAAGGCAAGGAGACGAAGGCAAGGAGACGAAGGCAAGGAGACGAAGGCAAGGAGACGAAGGCAAGGAGACGAAGGCAAGGAGACGAAGGCAAGGAGACGAAGGCAAGGAGACGAAGGCAAGGAGACGAAGGCAAGGAGACGAAGGCAAGGAGACGAAGGCAAGGAGACGAAGGCAAGGAGACGAAGGCAAGGAGACGAAGGCAAGGAGACGAAGGCAAGGAGACGAAGGCAAGGAGACGAAGGCAAGGAGACGAAGGCAAGGAGACGAAGGCAAGGAGACGAAGGCAAGGAGACGAAGGCAAGGAGACGAAGGCAAGGAGACGAAGGCAAGGAGACGAAGGCAAGGAGACGAAGGCAAGGAGACGAAGGCAAGGAGACGAAGGCAAGGAGACGAAGGCAAUGA